Messenger RNA from Dunckerocampus dactyliophorus (ringed pipefish), 1380 nucleotides. RefSeq lists its product as uncharacterized. NCBI's taxonomy places the organism in Eukaryota, Metazoa, Chordata, Actinopteri, Syngnathiformes, Syngnathidae. Bases 454 to 1371 code for a protein of 305 amino acids. The transcript is spliced from 4 exons. The record is from RefSeq and is a predicted model, not a curated record.
AUGAGUUUUUCAAAAUAAAACUAGCGUUUAAACCUGAUUCAAAGACGAGAGUUAACGAGUGGAAUGUGUCAACGGAGGAGCUCUGGGGAACAACCUGCGUCACGUGGCAACUCACGGGGUCCCGCAAUGCAUCAUGGGACCUGUAGUGUCAUUAAUGCGAGGGUUUAGUUUAGUUUAGUGUAGUUUAUUGAUUAAAAUAUUAUUAUGUGGUGCAACACACUUUCCGAGCUUCUUAGGGGGUAAAUAAUGUUGGAAUGUAAUAAUAAUAAAAUGCUAUUUACAUAUAGUAAAUAUAUUGGUGAUUUUCUUUUGGGGCACACACCUGUAGGCAAUCAGCUUUGCUAGGCUGUAAUUGGCUGCAGGACGCCACAUAAGCCACUUGUCUUGGGCAUAUGACUGUGGAGCGAGUAGUGUUAAGUGCGGCUACUGGGGGGCUCUGACAUACACAAGAACAUGGCUUGUGGGAUUCAUUUGGGGUUCUUGCUGAUUUGUUUAGUUCAAGCAGAGCAUGUACGCUGUUUGUGGACCCCUCAAAAAGCUGAGAGACAAAGAGACAACGCAUAUGUUGGCUACUUGCAACAACGCCUAACACCAAGACUUGGUGGCAGCAAUCCCCAGAAUGAAUUCAGACAAGCUUUGAGUGGUCCAGCCUCAGCCCAAAGCAGCAACCGCAACAAAGGACUGGCCAUGAAUGUCUAUGAAAAACUAGCCCAAGAGUCUGCCCAAAAUGGAUACGGUUCAGUCAAGGUGGUGCGUGUCCGCCCUGUGUCCAGACAAAGUGCUCCCCUGGUGCCCAAAAAGUCCCCAGAGCUGGACCCCUCUGCUUCCAUUGCAAGCGCUGGCACUUUAAAGCAGCACGAGAGCCAACAGGCCAACAAGAAGAGUUGGGCCCCUCAGCAGGGUACACGCCGCAUGAGCCUUCUGCCCAAAAAAUACGUUACAGCUCAAAGUCCUGCGGCAAAGCCGCAGCAAGAAAAGCGCUACCAGCCUGUGGCUCGCAAGCAGCAAAGCAGCCUCUUUGUGUCAGGUUACGGCUCACGAGAGUACGUUUCUAACAUGCAGACGUCAGCCACAGGUGUUGCAUCCACCUCUAAUUCCGCAGGAAGCUCUCAGCAGGGCAAAGUAUUCCCAAGCUAUAGCCAGUCUUCCCACAAGCACUACGUCCCACUCGGCUACAGACGGAACUCCCAGCAGUCCGCGCCCACCGAUGUGCUCCGCAUCCCUCAGCGCUUUGGUGGGCACCCAAUCAAGCGGCUGAAAACUCCUGAGACCCAGGUGUUGAAUGAGAAGACCCAAAAAGCUUCCCUGCAGAAGAAACUCUCUUACAGACUGCCUGCCCGCAAGGGUCAAAUCAUGUCAGAGAUGGAGUGACAAGUGUGG